UUUUUUUUUAGCUAAGGCAAAAAAACAUACUCCAAUCAAAAGACGAAGAUGUUAUUAAAACCAACAUUUAUUCUAUUUCACACAUUUGAUUCAUGAAAAUCAUAAACCAGUUGAUCCACAACCAAAAUAAUUACCGAUCAGUUGAGGCUAUUCCUAACAGUGCGUGACAUUACUGGAUGAGGUAAAGGUCACAUACACCAGACUGGCAUUGACUAGAAAACGGAUCUGCGUAUGGACUGAGUGCUGAUUCAAGGUGGUUUCUUUUGAAUCAGCCAGGAACGCAGAGCCCUGUUCAAGGCACGAGCUAAAGCUUGAUUUUGUUUCAAUCACAAUGGGGAAAAAAUGCCGACAUCUGCAGGGCUCAGCCACUCCUCAUUCAACUGUGGUGGAAUUCAUCUUUUUCCUGACAGUUGGCGGGUAGUAAAUUGGGAGAUCCUGAUCACAGACACUGAAGUCAGAGGCUUUAACACGUCUCUGGAAUUGAUGACUAUGAGUGCAGUUCUCCAGUUUGUAGUCUAAGUUGAGGCAGAUCUCCAGCUGAGCGAGGGUCUGGAAAUCACCGUUCUGCACAGAAAAAGGGAGAAAGCUGUUCAAAUACCAGCAGCAUCAAGUUGCUGAAGCGUGCGACAGAAUAUUACCUUGGAUGGAUGGACACACUGGAUUUUGGGCUUGACGCGGUAGAAGUUCUCUAGGACGCCUUCAACUUGCUGCAACUAAACGGGAGGCAGACAUAAUUAAUAAAGACUAAAAUAUUUGGGAGCCUGACUUAAACACAUUAAAAUACAUGCUAGCUCUUCAGAGAUGUGGGGUUUCAUUCCCUUUACUGUAUGCUGGUUAGUCAGAAAGCACAGAAGUUGUCGGACUACAUGAAUGGAACCAGAACUGUGUCAGUCCUGUAAUGUUCCUAAAAAGAUCUCAGCAUUAUUACAAAAAAUAUAUAUAUAUUAGUCCCAAAAUUGUCAAUGAAAUAACAGGAGUUAGGAUUUAUUUUAUUUAAAAAAAUGUUUUGUUCCUCUAGUUGAUUUGAUUACUUUUUAAAUUGAGUCCUGCCCCUAAUUUCACUACUUAAUAUUGAACACAUUUGAUGCAUUGAGUGCGCAGGAAAACACUGUCGUGUCGGGCUGUCAAUGGAUUAAAAUGUUUAAUCUGAAUUAAUCGCACUGUAUAUGAGUUAACUCGCCAUUCAAGGCAAAUAAAUCACAUAUUUUGUAUCUGUUCAAUGUGUAACUUAAAGGAACAUACAACAAGAAAAGAUGCUAAUGUUUACAAAGUUGUGCUUUUAGCAUGCUGUUGAGCCUCUUCAGGGCCUCGGAUGAUGAUGGUGCGUUAAAGCAUUGUUGGCCACUCUGGUGUUGAUAACAUUGAUAUUUCAGUUACAUUUACAGCAGAUACAAAAUGCGUUAACUCAGCUUCAUUGCGAAUAAUUGAGAUCAAAAACAAUCACCCAUUGACAGAAUGUUUUUCUUCUUCAGUUUUUUUAAACUUGAAUUUUCUUCCCAUUAGUGCAACCUCAUUUAGUCGCCUUCAUCACAGAGGUUUUGGUUAUGACAUCACAUUGUACUGAAAAGAUUUCCAGACGAACAACAAAAGUUUAUAUGUGAUGAAUCGGCAUUAGUUGCAUUCAUUUAUGUCCUAUCUUUAAAGUGCCACUUUGAAAUUCCUGCAACUCAUGUGAUGCAGCCUGACACUCAGUCUCAUUUUCAAAUCAUAUGUUCGGGCAACACCACAUUAUGUAGCGUAUUUUUAGUAAAAUAAAGACAUAUGUAACAAACUCCAAAUCAACUUACUGUGUAGUAAUUCUCAGAUGGGGUGAUGCCAAACUUGCGGAGGACACUGCAGGAAAACAUUGCAGUUGAAACGUGUUAUUGCCGUUUUCGUUCCCGGAUAUGAUAACUAUAACUAAAAGCAGCUGGUUUAUUUAUGUUGAAGUUCCUCACCCGUUCAAGUCUAGUUUAUGAUACAGUUGCAGAGUUUUGGCGAAGUACUUGUGUUGUGUGUUAAGUGUUGCCGAUUUGGCCGCGCACGUGCCAUGUUUGCGCCACUCGUUUUUCCUGUCACGAAAGAGAAACAAUCAUAUUAAAGCCAGCUUCCUCUCUGACUUGCAACUGCAGUAAACAAAUAAACAACAAAAAACACAGUGUACCAGAAUGUUGUCGAUCCUGGGUUGAACAAGUUGGGCCAGUAUUGCUUCAUCUCUGGGAGAAGAUCCUGAAACAAACAUUGUAAUGAAUCUUAAGGAAUUAACAUUAUGUUGUCAGUGACAGAUGCCCACUUAGUUGAUUUUCAUUCAAUCCGUUCUAAGGAUUAUUGGUUUUGUUUUGUCAUCGAUCUUGGUCUGUUUAUUAAUCCAUUUUUGUGGACUGUGAUAUUUCAUUCACUGAGUCUAUAAAAGUGAGGAGACAGUUCUCUGAUUUGCUUUUUCUCCUUCUUGCACACAAGAUAUAAAGGUCACAAAACAAUGCUUAUCUCGUAUGAGUUAGUUUGAGUUUGAGUUGGCCUUUACUUUUGUUGUAACAACAAAAUGACUACUUGUGUUUGAGCAGCUCAUCUGAAGAAAUGAUUUCACAACUUGGAUGUGAAAGUCCAAAGUUUACAUGAUCCUUUACUUAUCUUCAAAAUGCAUCUUCUACUCAAGGGCUGAAUUACAACACACACAUGAGCCUGUUCAAGUUGCAACACAAAUCCCAAAGUCAUCUCAUUCACAUAUAUAUUAUUUUAAUUCUCAAGUAACUAUUUGUUUCUCUUUAAAUUCUCAUUCAAAUUAGGUUUGUGACCCGUCCAACUCGUCCAGGUCCAGAAGACAAAGGACGACAAAAGAAUUUCGAUCCCAGUUUCAGAGCAGAGUUAAUACUGCAGAAGGUAACCACUGUUGAUUUGUCAAAUUUGUUUGUGGUUUGCAUAAGAGCGAAUCAGCAUGUCAUACUUCAUGUUGAAACACUGCAGGAAGUGUUCCUAACUGCCUCUCAGAGAUGGAUGGUCUCGGUGCAUUACCUCGAUUUCAGAGCUGUUAAAAUGCCAAGAGGAAUUGCAGAAGGCUCCGUUAUCUGGCCUGUGGAGUGGAAACAUUCACAACUUUAGAAAGUAACGUGGAUAGUUCCCCAGUCAUUACAAGAAACAGAACCAUACCAAAGUCCAUGGAGAGUCCAGUAGCUUAUGCUCUGAUUACAGCGCUCCACCUGCAGUCAUUCACAGACACACAUAAUGACACCGAGCGACUGCUAAACCAAACUGAAACCAGCACCCGUGCAUUGCGCUGAGCUGUGUGUGUGUAACUAGUUAUUUCUCAAAUCCUCAAAGUCUAUAAGGAACUACACAGCUUUUCUUUGACGGCUUCAGACCGCGGUGGUGCUCUGACUCAGGCAGCAUGUGAAAUCAAGUACAUUAUGUGGUUACCCAAUUCGUCUCAAAGAGUCCCGGAGGAACAUUUUGCUUGAAUUAUCCCCCACAUCUUGGACAAACAAUGCUGCUUCCGGAAAAACAGCCAGGUAAACAAAAAAGGCCAGAAGAACUCACAGUACAAAAUGUGAUGGGCCAGUGCUGGGUGAGAAUCAGCUUGUCCAAUGUGUGUCUGAAACAAACAGACGUAAGGAAAAGACAGAUCUUCACAGAUUAUAUUUAUAUAUAUUUGUAAAUGAUACUUACGAAGAGGCUAUAGAGGGAAAUAACACAGCCGCUGCCAGGCAGAACAGAAGAGAGCCGUGGAGCUUCAUGGUUGACCUGGACGCACAUUAAUCACAACUCACUUCACAUGACACACAGUGUGGAAUCAUACACGCGCACUAAAUUAACUUGUAGUUGAAUAUAAAUGAAAGUAGCCCACACAAAAGUCUUCUCAGAUUAUAUAUCAUUUUACUGUUUUUAGACUUAAUAAGGUGAAUAUGCAGCAUAUCAGGUUCAUUCUGCUUUCCUAAAGUCUUGUAAACGGCAUUUAAAAUGACGCAAUCCGUGCCUCCAUUGUAAAUCGUUAAAUAUAUUUAGGUAAAAAGAAAGAAAAAAAAACUUGACGCACAGCUGAAACUUACCCGGCAACAGCGUGGAACCACUGACGUAGCGACGCUCGAGUUCAAACCAGCAUUCGGUGAAACAAACGUAGCUUCCAGAACAGGCAGGAGGUUGUUUGGUGAUCACUUCACUUGAAGGUGGUUUCCUUCUUGGUUCUUGCCCGAAAGGGAAGCGGACUAUUGUUUACGAAAGCGACUAAUGCAGUUACCCCGCUCGGCCAAUCACAGCUGACUCAGAAGUCAUAUGACCCCAUUGUCGUCACGUGUCACUGCUGCGUCACUGUAAAUUCUGUCUGUAGAUUCUAGAUUUUCAAAUAAUUUCCACGCAAACCUGAAGAGAAAAGUAUCCAUAUAUAUGAUCAUCUGAAUUUAAAAGACUGUCCCCGCCCCCUUUAUUUUUAUGGACGUGAAACUGCGUGUAUUUAAAUGACUGUUGCGAGAUAUUCUAUCAACUAUAUUAUCAUUCUAUUUGUCAAUAGAGAAAAUACUACAAAGUUUCUCCUGCAAAGGAGUUCAUAAAGGGAAGUUAAUAAAAUUGUUAUUAUGAAACAUAACAACAAUAAUAAUAAGGAUAAGAAUAAUUCACACAAAAAGCAAAGGAACUAGUGACACAAUAGAUGUUGAGGCUGUUAAAGAUUGAAAUUCAUUACUUAGAUGCUUCAUGUUCUCAGAGAUCUGGAUGAUGGUGAGGCUCUGACUGAAAGUGCCACAGGUGAUGAUGCUCUCCCUGGUCCUUUAUUCCAUCUUCUCCUCCAAACAAGUCCUAUUUCCUACCAGUAUCAGAGGCAACCUUUUUCACCAGCUUGUUCUGCUGGUCUCCACAGUCUUGUCUUGUAGGCCACAGCAAUGUGGUCGUUGUCCAGUUUGCUCCUGGGAGAGAACUAAUCUCAGAAUCAGAAUCAGAAUUUAAUUUAUUGCCAUGGUCAGUGGGGAGCCUGCCAAAUAGGAAAGUUUUUUUUAAUACAGUGCUGACAGAAAAAAAAAAAAAAAAAAUAAAUAAAAUAAAAUAAAAUAAAAUAAAAUAAAAUAAAAUUAAAUUCAACAGUCCGGCUCCAGCUGACAAUCCAAGGAAAAUACUGCCAAGAGACUGCUGAACGACUAUUUUUCUCUUUAAAUGUCAAUGGCUUUUUCAUAAGAUGCAUUGGUUUUCUGCCUCACAGCCACCUUGUGUAGUAGAAUACAAAUAUUUGACGUCUGCAGUACAUCAUUCCCUUUCCUUCAUUCCAACUUCAGACAGUGCGAGCGAUAGAUGGAUAGUCUACUUCAGGGACUAAUGGAUGGAGAAAAGGAGGGCAGAUAAAGAUCUGAUGGCGGUACAGGUCCGGGAAGGUGGAAGUGAGGGUUGCGCUUCACAGGACGAAAAAUCUGUGGUUUGCUCUUAGUUAUGAUGUGUAGCUGAGGUAUCAUGACGCAGUAUUGUGGGGUUGAUGAAACAGUGUCCUAAUUUCCAGAGGUCACUAGAUGGUGGUCCAGGUUUAGAAAUGAUGUGAGGUUUAACUGAAUGAGUGGUUCAAGUCCAAAUAUUUUACAGCAGACAGCGCCAUCCGGUGGCCUCUGAAAAUCAGCACACUGUUUCAUGAAAUCUCGACAACCUUUCAAUAGUCUCAUGAAGGUGCAUUUUAGAGUUGUGCAGGAGUAUGAGGUGAGAGAGACAGCGGUGAGAGUUACACCAGUGCUCUCUGUCCAGUUUGCUAUUGUUUUGGAUAGAUGAUGUCAUGGAGGAGCCUCCAUGGACCAUGAUGUUUGACAAGGCAGGAUGAUGAAGACAGGUUCAAGUGGAGGACGCUGACUUGCGGUGGCAACCCGUGACGGGAAAUUUCCAACGAAAAAGAAGAAGUCUGUCGUUCCCUUGUUGCAUCAUUGAAGUCCCUCGUCGUUAGAUGCGGUCUACCGCAGUGUUUGGAAACACUUGGUUAUUUUGACCUUGAAUGGCGCUAAACAAGACAAUGAAUAAUGCUCAAUGUAAAACCUCUUUUGAAUAUUCCAUCAUUUACAUUUGAAGCACAGUUGGCCGCCUCAUUAAGCUUGUGAUAUAAAUUGCCCCUGGGUUCAUUUACAAUUAAAUAGAAUCAUUACAGCUUAAUGUUGAAAUUAAUGUCAGGGCAAGCAAAAUGAGGCGAGGGAUUUAGCCCCGCAAUUAGCUGUGAAAUGUUAACAGAAUCUAUUAUCCUGCUUUUUAUAUUGUUGUGAUACGGGUUUAGGAUUUUGGGAGUUUACUGUUAGGUUCAUACCUGAGGACCUUUGAGCAAGGCAGUAAUCCAGUCUGUGUAGAUGAACCUCAGAUCUUUUUUGAUACUUGUUGUUUUCAUAAAGUGAUUGAAAUUACUGACAGUCAUUAUUUUAACUCUCAUAAUUUAAAUAUGUUACUUCCUUGAAAUUUCCGUUUACAGUAGUACUCUCAACCAACCAGCAGGGGGCUCUUAUGGACUGUAUAUAGAAUAUUAUUUCUGCCGUUCUCGACAUUAAAUUCCAGCGCCUGCAUUACUCUUUAUCAUGUGUGUACCUUACAUUCUUUCCGAUCUUGAAGUAUAAAGAUAGCUACAAUUCCAUAUAUCUUUGGUAAUUUAAGAAUUUCUAUUAGUACCCACAUAUUUUUUUUAUUUAUUUCUUUUUAAAUCCCCCUUAAGGUUCCCCGCCUUGUUCUGAUUUACUCUGUAAUUCGUAAUGCGUUUCACAGCUUCCACAGCGAUGUCAGGAAUAGUCCGAGCUGUAACUGAAGCUGGUUAUAAAAAUAGAGCCAGGAGCUGGUGCUCCUCAGCCAUGCCAGUGUCUCAAGACAUGUCUGGGUGUCGGCAGGAUUUUAGAAAUAUAGCACUUGCACUCAGACUAGGUGUAUAUUGUUGUGUUGUCUGCAGUUAGCUUGAACAAACCAGUUGUAAACAAAUUUUUCACAUGUAAACUCAUUACAUCUGGAUUUGGUUUUUGCAGAGAAAUGCUUUGAAAUGAAUUGUUUUUACAGAAAUAUAGAUGGUGUCCACUCUGCUCAGUUUUACUAACAAAAUAACUCUUUUCCAUGUGGCGUGUCUAUCCAUUAUUUUUUUUUCUUUGUAAACUAAUAUCCAGCUUUGCACUUUGAAAAAUAGAAAUUAAAUAAAUAACCAAUAUGAGGUGUACACUGCUCAUCAGAGCAACUUCCUGUAGCCAUGAGUCUUGAAGGAUACUUGUUAUAUAUAGGCAGCACUGUCUCCUUUUAAGGCCUCCAGGAGAAGCAGGUGGGGGUCGUCCGGAGAAGGGUGGUGGUUUCGUUGGCCUGGUCCUUGGUUCGGGCUGACUCCCUGCGGAUUCCAGCUGACAACCAAAGUCGCUGCAAAGGAAACCUCAAGGGGUCAGUGUCUGCAGGGUCAUCAUGUCGGUGUGGAUGAAACGUGGGAGUUAUGACCACCAGUAUCACCACAAACUGAGCAAAUAUGUGGUGAAAGAGUACAGCAGCUCAGAGGAGAUGGUGGACAGAUAUGAGUACAAAACUAAAGCCAGGAUUCAGGAAAUGGUCAACAUGAAGGUGUCGGACAAGUACGUGCGUGAGGGGCCGAUGAUUCGGGGACCAGGCUUCGUGGGGAGACUCAGGUCACACACGGUGUUUGAACACACUCCUCUCAAGCUCUUCUGCAGUGUGGAGGGAUACCCCACGCCCACCGUGAAAUGGUACAAAGAUGGCGUCAUCCUCGACAUCUCCUCUGGAAACUAUCUGGUUGAAGUCAAAGGUGGAGUCCAUACCCUGGAGAUCCCCAGGUGCUCAACUGAUGAUACAGCUCAGUACACCGCCGUGGCCUCUAACAUUCAUGGUCAGGCUUCCACCCAGGCUUCAGUCAUCGUGAAGAGGUACAAGCAGGAAGAAGAGGCCUGCCCCUAUGGAUGGAUGCCAUUCACCCCCGCUAUGCUUCCCAAAAUCCACUACACCAAAAUCAACAUCACUUUUGAGGAAAAGUUCGGCCCGGUCUUUGCAACCGAAGGGGAAUCAGCCACCCUGAGAGCCACCAUGAGUCUGAGCCCGAACCUCGCGAACCUGCAGCCGGAGGCUCAGUGGUACAGAGAUGACACCCGUUUGUCUGACUCCAAAUGGGUCAAGAUUGAUACCGGCAGAGGCUACUCAACUCUGACCCUCCCCAACCUCUACAAGGACGAUGAAGGCCUGUACACCCUCCGCAUGGUCACCAAAGGAGGCACCGCCGAACACAGCGCCUUUGUCUCCGUCGCUGAUGGCCCCCCGCCUGUGCCCGCUGCCCCUGGUGCUCCCAUGGACAUCAAGAUCCACGACGCCAACAGAGAUUACGUCAUUGUUUCAUGGAAGCCCCCCAACACCACCACAGAGGGGCCCAUCCUGGGAUACUUUGUCGACAAGUGUGAGGUCGGAACAGAAAACUGGACUCAAUGCAACGAUCACCCGAUUAAGAUCUGUAAAUACCCCGUGUCCGGACUCUUCGAAGGACAUUCUUACUACUUCAGAGUCAGAGCCGUCAAUUCCCAUGGAAUUAGCAAACCAUCCCGCAUGUCGGAGCCCAUUGCUGCUCUGGACCCCACUGAGUUUGAGAGGCUCCACGCCAAAAAACUGGGAGGAAAACUGGAUGUUGUUUCUUACCAUGAUGAAGUCGAAGAUGACGGAACUCCCCCGGGCUCCGCUUCUGGAAUACAUGCCUCUGAAACAGACAGGACAUAUGUUGUUCUGAGCUGGAAGGCUCCCGCGUAUUACAGAAAGGCCCCAAUGUGGUAUUACAUUGAAAAAACCCUUGCUGACAGCGAGGCGUGGCAGCGUGUCAACACUCAGGUCCCGAUCCGAUCCCCCCGUUACGCGGUCUUCGACCUGGCCGAAGGAAAAGAGUACAAGUUCCGAGUGUUGUCCGCCAACAUGUACGGCAACAGUGAGCCAUCAGAGCCCACCGGACCCAUUCAAACGCAGGAACUUAAAGGUGUGCCCUCCGCCCCGGGUCAGGUGAUUUCUACAAGAGAAACUGACACCUCUGUCCUUAUUCAGUGGGCUCCACCAAAAGAACCAAACAAUCUUAUUGGCUACUACAUUGAUCAGUGUGUCAAGGGCUCAAAAGACUGGACUUCAGCCAAUCAUAAACCGCACAAGAGCACCAAGUUUGUUGUGAGCGGCCUCACGACGGGAGAAACGUACGUCUUCCGAGUCCAGGCCAUCAAUGAAAUUGGCCUCAGCGAUGAAUCCCAGGAAUCUUCCCCACUGUCUGUCAAGGCUGCUCUCACGUCCCCCUCCGCCCCCUAUGAUGUUGCAUUGCUGAACUGCGACGGACACUCAAUGGUCCUGAACUGGAAGAAGCCGCUUCACUCCGGUGGUGCGAGCGUUAAAGAGUAUUACGUGGACAAGAGACGAAGUGGGACAAGCAUGUGGAGGGAGGUCCAUAUCCCACCUGUGACUGAGAGAGUUUACAAGGUCGAGGGGUUGACGGAGGGUGCGGUCUACCAGUUCCAGGUGUACGCGGCGAACCUGGCUGGUCUUGGACCGGCCUCCAAACACUCCGCCGACUUCACCUGUGAGGCGUGGACAAUGCCUGAGCCAGGUCCAGCCUACGACCUGACCUUCUGUGAGGUGCGAGACGAUUCGCUGCUGGUUGAAUGGAAAAAGCCAGUUUACCAAGGUUCCAGCGAAAUCACCGGCUACCACGUGGAAUAUGCCAAGGCGGGAAGCUCUCAGUGGACCACAUCCAAUGAGAAGGCCGUCAGCCAUCGCUUCCACAAGGUAACAGGUCUGGAGGCUGGUGCUUCUUACGUGUUCCGAGUGCGAGCCGUCAACGCCGCAGGAGCUGGCAUGGCCUCAAUGUCCUCAGACCCAGUCGUCGCCAAGGCUGUGUCAGGAUCCCAAGAAGUGUCUUGCCGUGUUGAUGAGAAGUCAGGUGACAUAGUUCUGACCUUUGAGUCGUGCCAGAUGAAUGAGGGCUCUGAGUUCAUCUGGAAGAAAGACUACAAAGAAAUUACCGACUUCUCCAAAGGACUCGUGAUCAAGACCGAAGGAAGCCAAUCCAAGCUCGUCUUCAAAAACCCAGAUAAAGAAGACUGUGGUGUGUUUUCCGUCUCCGUCACCAACACGGAGGGAGUUUCAUCCAGCUAUUUGAUCACUUCUGAAGAGUUGACAAAAAUGCUGGCUCUCAGCUACGACAUCAGACACCCAGUCAUCCCGCUGAAGUCUGAGUUGAGCUACAAGAUCUUGGAAAGAGGCAGGAUGAGAUUCUGGCUGCAGGCUGAGGAGAUUUCUUCUAAUGUCACCUACAAGUUCUUUGCCAACAACAAGGAACUGUCUGGAGCUGAUCCCAACAAGAUGAGCCAUGACGUGUCUACUGGAGUCAUUGAAUUCAUCAUGGACCACUUCACCGAGGAGAACGAGGGAACCUUCACCUGCCAGGUCACAGACGGAGGAGGCAAAGCUCAGAGCUCUCUAGUUCUGAUUGGAGACGCCUUCAAGGCAGCGCUGGCUGAAGCCGACUACCAGAGAAGAGAGUACAUCAGAGUCAAGGAGGGCCCCCAUUUCAGCGAGUUCCUGUCACUUCAAGUUGGGGAGGACUGCUCUGUCACUUUGGUGUGCAAGGUUGCCAACCUGAAGAAAGAGUCCGAGUUCCACUGGUUUAAAGAAGACACAGAAAUAAUCCCUGAUGUCAAGCCUGACCUGGGAUCAGGAGUCUGCAAACUGCCCAUCAAAGAGUUUUCCUUGAACACCUGUGGGAUUUACAAGGCCACCAUCAGCGAUGACAGAGGAAAAGACAUGAGCCAAAUCGACAUUUCAGGGAAAGUUUUCGAGGAUGCCAUAAACAAGCUCACCCAACUGGCCGGUGCGAGCGCCGCCGAGCUGGUGAUUAACUGCACGGCAACAGGCAUCCAGCUGCAGUGCCACAUGAAGUACUACACCGGGGAGAUGAACAUCACCUGGUAUCAUGGUGAGACUAAACUCUCCCACAGUGACAAGAUUGCGAUAGGAGGAACCCCUGCUAUGGCAACAAUGGAGGUGAUCGAGCCCAUGGAGAAGGAUAAGGGACUGUACUCUAUUGUGAUCACAGACCCAGAGAACACACAUAAACGCACCCUGGACCUCAGCGGAGACGUGUACGAACAAGCCUACGCAGAGUUUCAGAAACUCAAGGCUGAGGCCUACGCCGAGAAGAACCGUGGUAAGGUGAUUGGAGGCCUUCCUGACGUGGUGACCAUCAUGGAGAAGAAGACCCUGAGUUUGACAUGUACAGUGUGUGGAGACCCCAAACCUCAGGUGUCCUGGCUGAAGAAUGGUGGGGAGGUGGAACCAGAUGAUCAGUACGUGGUUUCCCUCGACCAGGGGAAGUUCGCCAGCCUGACCAUCAAGGGUGUGUCCAUGGAGGAUUCUGGCAGAUACACCAUGAUCGUCCAGAACAAAUAUGGCGGCGAGUCUGUUGACAUCGUGGUCAGCGUGUACCGCCACGGAGAGAAAAUCCCUGAAGCCAAACCAACCCUGACCCCGAAAACAAUUAUCCCCCCCAAACUCCCCAUUGAAAUCCCUCAGCCCAAGACUCAGCCCGCCUCUGCGCCCGCCCCCUCGGCUGCUAGCCCCGUACCCUCGAAGGCAGCGGCAGGGAAAGGAAUGAAGAGCCCAACUCCCACCAGGAGGAAGUAGACAAGAGGUCUGCGCUUUAGAAAAGAUGAAUCCUAGCCCCCCGUCCCGCCUGUUUUGAAGCCCCGGAGUCACAAAAGCCUUUAUUCUGCCUUCAACUUUUAAUUUGAAUGGAAAUUCAAUUACUGAGCAGAAGGAGGUGAAGUGAAAGGAAAAAAAAAAACCUCCACCUGACGAAACCUAAAUUGGAUCAAACGUGGUUCUGAUGACAUCAAGUUGUGCUGAAUGAACUGAAGUAAUUGUGGAAUAAAGUUGACAUUUGAAUCAAGGGUUGUUCAAAUGAUCAUGUUGAUUACAAAAAACUUCAACAGUUCAAAAUGCAUGGUAAUGAGACAGAACUGUUGAAUUUUCC
Synchiropus splendidus (mandarinfish) is the source of this 11941-nucleotide messenger RNA. RefSeq names its product myomesin 2b (gene myom2b). Gene Ontology annotation, molecular function: protein binding. The transcript is spliced from 39 exons. The coding region runs from base 7348 to 11592 and encodes 1414 amino acids. The record is from RefSeq and is a predicted model, not a curated record. Lineage: Eukaryota; Metazoa; Chordata; Actinopteri; Syngnathiformes; Callionymidae.